ACAGUGAGCUGUGAUCACCUCACUGCACUCCACCCUGGGCAACCAGAGUGAGAUUCUGUCUCAAAACAAAACAGAAACCAAAAACAUAGCAUGGGCGUGUGUGUUUUUCCCACCAUCUUUAAAAUGGGACCAUUACCACUGGCUUUCCUAGAGUAGAUAUGAAGAGCACAGUAGUGCAGACAGACUUGUCUUCCUGAGAGGCAGGAAGUGGUCUUCCCUCAUCUCCCAUGAGCGCCCUGGGAGAAGGGCAGGGUGCGGGGGAGACUAGCUCAGAGUAGGAGUUUAUCAUGUUUGUUGUAUGACUGGCCCCUGGCCCUGCUCCCAGGUCAGCCCCAGCACUCCCUGAUCUGGGAGAUUGUCCAGGAAAGCAGGGUUCCAGUGGCUGUAGGUAACCCCCCGGCAUCCCUGGAAGGGCCUUGGAGGAAGGGCCUGGAGGGGAGGGGUAGCAGGAGGUGUGCUCUGCCGGUGCCUUCUUGGCUUCACCCCUGAACUCCUGCCCCAGAACUGAACUGUGUCCAUUUUACAGAGGAGAAAUUGAGACCCCGCGAAUACCUGUGUAAGUCAAAGCGAGGCGGACACGCCCCGUGAUGCCUGUUUAUGGCCUCCUGCCACCCAUCGGCAUUGACAGAGCUGCUGGUAGAAGACACAGGUUCCCGGGCCCUCGGUGUUCCACCAGGGAUAUGGGAGUACACGUUCCUCAUUGGAAUUAGCCCAGCUGUGUUCUGGAGGAUUGUGUGCUUUCCACGUCCUAAGGCCACCCUGCUGCUUAGCCUGGAGAUGGAAGGCUGCAGUGGCUCUGAAGCCUGUGCCCACCCUCCAUGUGGAGAUGGGCUCAGAGAGGGCAGUUGACUUACCUGAAGACACACAACCAGGGCUGUGGGCCACCCACAUGUAGUGUUGGGGCCAGGCCCUGUCCCUACUGCCAGGGUCUUGGGGGUCCUGUUCUCAAAGCACCUCUGUGUGCACAAGUCACCCCCUUUAAACUCUGAGAAAUUCCUCUGAAGGUUCCUGUUUCACAUUUGGGGGAACUGAGACCCAGAUUGAGGUCACACAGGGACUCAGUGGCAGGUGGGGAUCGAGUCUAGGUGAGACUGGGUCCACAGCCUGCCUCUAUCACUCGGGUACCCUCUCUCCCACAGCUUCAGCCAGCAUAAAAGGGAACAUAGUUACUUGGUCCCAUAGCAGGCAAGGUCAGGGUAUAGCGGCUGUGUGGCGAAUCCCAGGAGGGAGGAUGGAAGGGCUGACCUGGGGUCCAAGGUUCUAGAUAAAAGAUUAACAAGUACGGAUUGUUCUCAGACGCCUGACUGGCCUCAUGGGCUGGGAGGAUGAGGACCCACCCGGUCAGGCCUGCCCGACUCCGUACAUAAGGCCAGGGAGGGAGGAAGCGCAGCUGCAGUAGGUGGCCGGGCAGAGGCGCAGGUGCGGCAUGUGGGCUGAGGGCCGCUCAGGCAUCCCACAGGUGUGCCCCUGAGGUACCCAUUGGCCCUCUCCACCUGCCCCUGAGCCGUGGGAGGGCCAGGCAGGGCCUCAUGUGUUUGAUUUUGUACCUUGUUUGCAUCAAAUCGGGUUUCUGUUGUUUUUCCCUCUCCUUUAACAUUUACAUGCAAAGGGAUCUAAAGGGUACCAAGUAAGAAAUGCCCCAGCGCUGGGCCAGCAGAUCAAGGGCAGCCACAACUAAGGGCUGGGGAACAGCAGGCAGGUAGGGUGGGGCUGGAGGGCAGGACAGAUCCAGGGAGGCAAGGCCUCUGCCUCCAGCUUUAGGGAAGAGACAUCCUCAAAGACAGCUGGGGUGCGGGGUCCCCUGCAGGGAUCAGGCACAGGAGGGCCAUCUGCAAGCAGCUGAGAGUUCAUGAGUAUUUGAAGCAGGGGAGGGGACAGGUGGGAUCUGCCUCUCAGGCACCAGGCGUGGGGAGGGGCUCUGGAGGUCAGUGAGGGGUGGCCCUGGGUCCCCUGGGAGUCCUGGAGUCUCUGUGUGAGCAGGACUUGGCUGUGUGGCGGUUAGAGACAAGGGUGAUCCAGCAGCUCCAUCCUCAUACCUGGGUGAGUUCUUGGAAUGCCCCUGGGAGUUGGGCGCAGGUAGAGGCUUCGUAGACCAUAGCUCCUGGCACUGUGCUGCCUGCCUGCCCCAUCCUGGCUGUGAGUUCGCUGUGAAUCUUAUGGAAAGGGCUACCCCAAGGGGACAGGAGUCCAGGCUCCUGCCCUUGGCACGGCCAUUGUGCAGCCAGGGGCCUUGGGCAGGUUUAUGGGCCUCAGUUUCCUCAUCUGGAAAAUGGAGCCAGCCCAGAGAAAGUGUUUCCUGACCUCCCAGCCUCAGGAAAGGAGUGCAGGAGACCCCCCUGGGGCCUGGAGGGUUGAAGGUCCCCUGUAUACUGCAGACUUUGGGGAUCAGGGACUAAGGGCUGAAGUUUUCCUGGGUUUCAUGGACCUUGGGGAUUGAGGCCCAGGGUCCCAGUGGGGCUCAUGUCCUGGGCUGCUCAAGCCCUGACCUAGGGAGUGAUCCUAUGCGCCAGAUCCUGUUCCAAGGUCUCCACAGGGCAGUCCUGCUCCUCUCAGACCCCAGGAGGGCAAGUCACCAGUUUUGCAGAUGGAGAAGUUGAGACUGAGCCAGACGGUACUUACCCUUCUUGUGAUGAUGUGAGAUGAUAAAAUGCCUACAUGAUGAGAUGAAGUGAGAUGAAAUACAUAGGCCUUGUGAUGGAAUGGGAAAUUCCAGAAAUAAUUUGCACCUGCGCUCAGCUGCGGCUACCCCCACAAGCCACCUUCCAAGUCCUUCGUGGCGAUGGUGCUUCCGUGGGGACCGUGCUCAUGUUCCACUGCCCCUCCAACCACCAGAUGGUGGGGUCCGGGCUCCUCACCUGCGCCUGGAAGGGGAGCAUCGCUGAGUGGUCUUCAGGGCCUCCAGUGUGCAAACUGGUGCCACCACACGAGACCUUUGGCUUCAGGGUGGCCGUGAUUGCCUCCAUCGUGAGCUGCGCCAUCAUACUGCUCAUGUCCAUGGCUUUCCUCACCUGCUGCCUCCUCAAGUGCGUGAAGAAGAGUAAGCGGCGGCGCUCCGACAGGUCAGCCCAGCUGUGGUCCCAGCUGAGAGAUGAGGACUUGGAGACAGUGCAGGCCGCAUACCUUGGCCUCAAGCACUUCAACAAACCCGUGAGCGGGUCCAGCCAGGCGCAUGACAACCACAGCUUCACCACAGACUAUGUUGAGAGCACCAGCAAGCUGGCCAGUGUGACCCGCAGCGUGGACAAGGACCCUGGGAUCCCCAGAGCUCUGAGCCUCAGUGGCUCCUCCAGCUCGCCCCAAGCCCAGGUGAUGCUGCAUGUGGCGAACCCCAGACAGCCCCUGCCUGCCUCUGGGCUGGCCAAAGGAAUGCCACAAAAGCCCACAGCAUAUGCCCUAGGGUGACCGUGCAGUGAGGCUGGCGCCCAUGCUCCACACUGGGAGGCCAGGCUCACCCCACCAGCCAGUCAGCUGCAACUCCAUGUGAACUCCACAUGCAUCCAGCUUGAGACUAAUGAGUGGAAUCAGCUUCCAGGUGUAGGGACCCCUUGGGGGGCCGAGCUGACAUCCAAGGCUGAGGACCCCAGCGGGAGUGUUCUGUUCCGACAUAUCCUGGCUGUAACGUGUUUUAUAGUUAUGGACUACUUGAAACUACUACUGAGGGUAAUUUACCAGCUGUGGCCUCCCACUAACUAGUAUUCCUUUAAAGAGACUGGGACAUGUUUUAAGCAAAUCUAGUUUUGUAUAAUAACAUAAGAAAAUAGCAAUAAACUUCUUUUCAGCAACUACA
This is a messenger RNA of Rhinopithecus roxellana (golden snub-nosed monkey), 3787 nucleotides long. It is a transcript of the gene SUSD3, whose product is annotated as sushi domain containing 3. NCBI's taxonomy places the organism in Eukaryota, Metazoa, Chordata, Mammalia, Primates, Cercopithecidae. The transcript is spliced from 6 exons. The coding region runs from base 2674 to 3402 and encodes 242 amino acids. The record is from RefSeq and is a predicted model, not a curated record. Gene Ontology annotation, cellular component: plasma membrane.